GAUCACCACAAGAUAAGCGCUUUCAUAAAAUAGCUCGUCCACAACUAUCUUCAACUUGGAUACAUAGUUCAGCUGAUCUGUCAGCUGAUAUUUGUUGAUAAUAAUUCAAAGUAGUAAAUCUUUUAAAUUUUGAAAAGAUGAGUUUCUUUUAUUACUUUGGAUAUGGAAGUAAUCUUCUGACAAAGAGAAUCAGAGUGCAAAAUAAAACUGCUGAGCGAGUAGGUGUUGGAAAACUUGAAAACUUUAGACUUGAUUUUGCUGAUUCUGCACUUGAGAAAAGAUACUAUUCACCAACAUGGAAUGGAUCACCAGCAACCAUUAUUGAGAAUGAGGGAAGUUGUGUUUAUGGAGCUGUGUGGAAAAUUAACAAUUGUGAUUUAGAAGAACUUGAUAGACAAGAAGGUGUGGAAUCUAAUAUAUACAAGCCAUUAGAGUUGAAAAUUUAUGUUCAAGAGCUACAAAAUGAAGUAUUGUGUCGAUCUUAUCAAUUGGUUUGCAAUCCAAAAACACCUAUUGAUCCGCAAAACAGACCAUACGAAAGACAACCAUCAAAGACUUAUUUGACAGUAAUUUUGAAUGGAGCAAUUGAGUCUAAUUUACCUAAUGACUAUUUUGCCUUCCUGAAAAAGUUUCAGCACAAUGGAAACAGAGCGCUUGAUUUAAAUCUUGAGAGUAGCCUCGAUUUGAAGGAAAUUCUGUAAUUUACAUGAAUAUUGUAUAAAAUUAUAAAACUUUACUAUUAUUUUUGACUAAGAGAUGGCGCACGUUGACUACAGCAUGUACACUGC
This is a messenger RNA of Chironomus riparius, 788 nucleotides long. NCBI's taxonomy places the organism in Eukaryota, Metazoa, Arthropoda, Insecta, Diptera, Chironomidae. The record is from the annotation of a GenBank genome assembly.